This is a messenger RNA of Penicillium cataractarum, 1476 nucleotides long. RefSeq names its product FluC/FEX family fluoride channel. Gene Ontology annotation, molecular function: fluoride transmembrane transporter activity. Gene Ontology annotation, cellular component: membrane. The record is from RefSeq and is a predicted model, not a curated record. Lineage: Eukaryota; Fungi; Ascomycota; Eurotiomycetes; Eurotiales; Aspergillaceae. The coding region runs from base 1 to 1476 and encodes 491 amino acids. Gene Ontology annotation, biological process: fluoride transmembrane transport. The transcript has a single exon.
AUGGCGCCUCUGACCGAGUCAGGCCUCCCCAGGCUAUCGGCAGGUUCUGAACAAGAUGCCGACCCCCGAUUGACCGAGACUAUGGCCCCAGAGCCUGUCGAACGCGUCCCCCCGCAGCGCGCUCGCUGGUAUACAACAGAGCAGCCCUGCUCCCGAGACGAGGCCGUCGCGCCCAUACAAGCUCAAACACCGACGCCCGUGCAGCUCUCAGGAACCACUGCAGACCCCGAGAAAGAUGCAGACCCAGCCUUGACCGAAACUCUCGCACCACAACCCGUCUCCCCAGUCUCCUCCCACCGGCAAAGAUGGUACUCCCCCGAGCAAGAGCCCGAAGCCGUCGCGCCAGAGCCUGCGCCAACACCAGCGCCAGCAGGCAAAGCGCCCUCCGAACCACUCUCCAAACAUGCAACCCAACUCUACACAAUCUCCUACCUAAUAUUCUUCUCCCUCCUCGGCACCCUCGCCCGCCUAGGCCUCCAAGCCCUAACAUUCUACACGGGCGCCCCGGUCGUGACGGGCGUCCUCUGGGCCAACGUCACGGGUAGUCUAAUAAUGGGCUUCCUAACCGAAGACAAGAACCUUUUCCAACAAGAAUGGGGCAAACCCACGACCCCGCCACCAAAAGACACCCACGAAGCCGCCCAGCAUGCGAAAAACCACAAAGCCGUGAAAAAGACUAUCCCACUCUACAUCGGCCUGACAACCGGCUUCUGCGGAUGCUGUACCUCUUUCUCGAGCUUCAUGCGCGACGUCUUUCUCGCGCUGGCAAAUGCCCUGCCAGAUCCGUCUCUACCGGCCGGCGCAGGAAUCGCAUCCCGCAAUGGCGGGUAUAGUUUCAUGGCGCUCGUCGCUGUGUUGCUACUCACCGUGUCGCUGAGUCUAUCAGCGUUGAUUUUCGGCGCACAUCUCGCGCUGGGUCUGGCGCGGGUUACGCCUACCGUGCCAUUCGCGCUGACGCGCCGCGUCGUAGACCGUGUCAUGGCCCCUCUAGCCUGGGGCUGCUGGCUCGGCGCCGUAUUCCUAGCGAUCUGGCCACCGGACCGACACGGCGCGGAUACCUGGCGCGGACGAGCAGUGUUUGCACUGGUAUUCGCGCCACUGGGGUGUCUGGGCCGAUUCUACAUAUCCAUGCUACUGAAUAGCAGGGUCCCCUCGUUCCCGUUGGGGACGUUUGCGGUAAACAUGCUCGGCACGGUGGUAGAAGGAUUAUGCUAUGAUUUGCAGCAUGUCUCUGGUCUAGGUGCCGUGGUGCCGGCGGCGUUGACGGGGUGUCAGGUUUUGCAGGGUGUUAUGGAUGGGUUUUGUGGGAGUUUGACGACGAUUAGUACGUGGGUGGCGGAGCUGAAUGGGGUUGCGAAGAGGAGACAUGCGUAUUUUUAUGGGGUUGUUAGUGUUAUGGGUGGAUUGGGAUUUUUGGUGGUUAUUAUGGGGAGUUUGUUGUGGACUAGAGGGUUUGAUGAGCCGGUUUGUGGGUGA